AUGCGCGGACAUCUGGUCCUUUUAAUCGGCGACGUCGUUGAGACAGACGACAGCUAUAUUUCAUUUUCGUAUUAUUCCCUCGCAAGCUUCGAACCGCAAAGAAUGGUGUGUAUAGAGGCGACUUCACGUGUUUGUGUGAUAGUUUUUGCAUGGGCUUUCCAUUGCGCAUCAGGAGAAUAUUGUUGUGAUCGUGGUCAAAGCACUAUUGGCAAAUGUGCUAGAUCUUGUAUUGGAGAACCGUGUGAAGAUGAUAACCACUGCGGAUCAGAUGAAUCUUGUUGUGAUCGUGGUCAAAGUGCUAUUGGCAAGUGUGCUAGAUCUUGUGUUAGGAAAUCGUGUACAAGGGUAAACCACUGCGCAUCGGGUGAAUAUUGUGAUGGCGACGAGAAAAAAUGUUUCAGCACUCAUGUUCCAAGAAAUUUGUGUUUCUCAGAUGUCGACUGUUGUCAUGGGCUUUGUUGCGUUUUUAAUGAGACGCGGAAAAUUAAAAGGUGUUUUACAACUUGUAUCGGGCAACCGUGCAACUCUGUCGAUGACUGCUCUACCGGACAAUGUUGUGACGACGAUAAAAAAUGUAAAUCAACACGAAAUUGCGAUAGAGAAAGUAAACGUCGUUGGAAACUCGUAGUCAGCGUGGGUAUCCCAGUUACUGUCAUUGUCAUUAUCGCAAUAGCAUGGUUAUAUCAUGUGGUCGUCAGCAGCUAG
This is a messenger RNA of Paramuricea clavata, 705 nucleotides long. Lineage: Eukaryota; Metazoa; Cnidaria; Anthozoa; Malacalcyonacea; Plexauridae. The record is from the annotation of a GenBank genome assembly.